Messenger RNA from Gracilinanus agilis (Agile Gracile Mouse Opossum), 1268 nucleotides. It is a transcript of the gene LHFPL2, whose product is annotated as LHFPL tetraspan subfamily member 2. The record is from RefSeq and is a predicted model, not a curated record. Gene Ontology annotation, cellular component: membrane. The transcript has 2 exons. Bases 1 to 687 code for a protein of 228 amino acids. NCBI's taxonomy places the organism in Eukaryota, Metazoa, Chordata, Mammalia, Didelphimorphia, Didelphidae.
AUGUGUCAUGUCAUUGUCACCUGUCGCUCAAUGCUGUGGACUCUUCUGAGCAUUGUUGUGGCUUUCGCUGAACUCAUUGCUUUCAUGAGUGCAGAUUGGCUAAUCGGCACCGCCAAAGCCUCUAGCAAUGCAGACACGGACAACAGGACUGGGGGCUCCCAGCAGCCCUACCACCCAUCCUUGGGCAUCUACGCUCGCUGCAUCCGUAUCUCCCACAUACACCAUUCCAAUCGGGACACCCUCUGUGGUCCCUAUGCCGAGAACUUCAGCGAGAUCGCCAGUGGCUUCUGGCAGGCCACCGCCAUCUUCCUAGCUGUUGGGAUCUUUAUUCUCUGUACCGUGGCCUUCGUAUCUGUCUUCACCAUGUGUGUGCAGAGCAUCAUGAAGAAAAGUAUUUUUAAUGUCUGUGGGCUGCUACAAGGGAUUGCAGGUCUGUUCCUUAUCCUAGGAUUGAUACUCUACCCUGCUGGUUGGGGUUCCCAGAAGGCAAUAAACUACUGUGGACAUUACGCUUCUGCCUACAAACUAGGAGAGUGCUCCCUCGGCUGGGCCUUCUACACAGCCAUCGGAGGAACGGUCCUGACGUUCAUCUGUGCCGUCUUCUCAGCACAAGCCGAGAUCGCCACAUCCAGUGACAAAGUACAAGAAGAGAUCGAGGAAGGGAAAAACCUGAUCUGCCUCCUUUAAUAUGCGAAAGCGGGAAAGACAGAGAGAGAGAGAGCAAGAGCGUGAGAGAUCAGAGCCUGUUCUUCCCUUAUUAACUUUGGAAAAAGGAUCCACUUUCCUGUUUUCACCGCUUGUGACCGCCCAGGGGUCAUCAGGGGCCUGUUUCUACUGAAGUCCUCGUUCAUGCUUCCCAGGCCUCUGAGGAAGGAACAGGAAGAAACAGCCCAUCUCAGAGAAGCUGGACACCGGCCGCCACUGGGGCGAGGUUGGGGAGGGAGUUUGGAAGCGUGUAAAUAGCAAUAUAAACCAUGUCCAAUAGCUGACAAAUGCUGUCAUUGUUAGAUCGCAUCUUUCCCAGGGUUAAGUAAUGAAGCCGGCAAUUCUGAUUCUGGACAGGAUGAGACAGGAAACUAAGUUGGGAGUAUCCAACGGGCUCCUCUCUUGGUUUUGAGACCUUCUUCUGCCACAAGUUUAGGACCCCGCUACAAAGAAUAUUCAUCAGAAUGAGUUUGGGGGGUUGUUGUCUAACCUGACUCCAACUUUGUAGCCUGUUAUCAAAUGCAUUGCUGGGCGAAAAUAAAGCUACACUCCUUCCCCGCAGG